GUUGGUUUGUUAGUAGAGUAGAGUAGUUCAGUGAUUGUGAUAAGUGACUGUCUAACUGUAAAAAAUAUGGUGAAAAGAGAAGAAACGAUUCUAGUAGUACCCACUAUGGCCCGUACACCACUGAAGUCGUCGUUUUCCAUCAGUUCGCUGUUUCCAGAAACUGCGUUAGAAGCGCCUAAAAGUCCCGCAGCAACAAAAGUUCAGGAAGUGUCCGAACCGGAACUAAGUGAUUCUGAUUGUGAUUUAGACGUUACCGGUGACGAUGAAGCAUCAGCUUCGAAUUGCUCAAAGUCUCCUCAAGACGGUAAGGAUGAUUCAGAAGAUAAAAAGUCCAAAGAGAAACCUCCAUACAGCUAUAACGCUUUAAUCAUGAUGGCUAUAAGGAACAGUCCUGAGAAACGUUUAACUCUUAACGGCAUCUACGAAUAUAUUAUGUGCAAUUUUCCGUACUAUAGAGAAAACAAGCAAGGAUGGCAGAACUCCAUCAGGCACAACUUGAGCUUAAAUAAAUGUUUUGUGAAAGUGCCCCGACAUUAUGACGAUCCAGGCAAAGGCAAUUAUUGGAUGUUAGACCCCUCUGCUGAAGACGUUUUCAUAGGGGGAACUACAGGCAAGCUCCGCCGACGGUCCACGGCAGCAUCCAGGUCUAGGCUAGCGGCUUUCAAACGCACAUUGUCGAUGUACCCUAUGCAACCUUUAUAUCCGACGUUUUAUCCACCAAGUCCAGCUCUUUUGGCGGCUGCAUAUCAAAGGUACAAUCCCUAUUUGCACGCUAGUGCUACGCCGACGGUUUUACGGCCGUCUCCUAUACAACCACAGCACAACCAACCCUUUAACAUGGAGAGAUUGUUGGCGGCAGCUCCUCCAACGGUUGACAUGAACUCUCCAUUCUUCAGACAACCCAUGGAGUUCUACAGCGGCUUCAGAAUACCCCAGCAUCAUCCCAUGAUGUCGCAGCAGAUGGCUUUAUCUCCUGCUAGUUCAUCCAGUUCGCCGGAACCUCUCCCUAGUCCGGAAAAUUUGUUUAAACCCGUAACAGUGAUAAGCAGGCAGAGCUGAUUGUCCUCUAGCUUUAACUGAAAAUUUUAAAGAAUAACGUAGUUCUGCUUUGAUCUCAUCGACGUCUGUAAGCUUUAUGUUUUUAUUUUUGUAUAUAUUUUUUUUGUAUAUAGCUUGUAAAUUCUUGUAAAUUUGAUAUUUAUUGUGACGUUAGCUCUGCAAA
This is a messenger RNA of Anoplophora glabripennis (Asian longhorned beetle), 1222 nucleotides long. Its product is annotated as fork head domain transcription factor slp2-like. Lineage: Eukaryota; Metazoa; Arthropoda; Insecta; Coleoptera; Cerambycidae. The record is from RefSeq and is a predicted model, not a curated record. Gene Ontology annotation, biological process: regulation of transcription by RNA polymerase II. Gene Ontology annotation, molecular function: sequence-specific double-stranded DNA binding; DNA-binding transcription factor activity. The coding region runs from base 67 to 1059 and encodes 330 amino acids. Gene Ontology annotation, cellular component: nucleus. The transcript has a single exon.